Molecule: messenger RNA, 5739 nt
Organism: Salmo salar (Atlantic salmon)
Lineage: Eukaryota; Metazoa; Chordata; Actinopteri; Salmoniformes; Salmonidae
Biological process (GO): regulation of transcription by RNA polymerase II
Cellular component (GO): nucleus
Source: RefSeq, a predicted model, not a curated record
UAAGACGGCAGAGGGUUUCGACGCCAGCUGUCAACUUGUUACUUUCUCUUAACCCUAUUUUGGUGCAUUUCCAGCAAACACUUUUAUGAUUUGACCACUUUUUCCAACUCAGCUUGGUCACUACACGCUGGUGCAGUUUGGUUGUUCACUAUUUACUCAUUUGCAUAGCUCGCGCGACACUAACGAAUCUUCAACAGUUCGGAAACAGAGCUUUGACAUCCAACGGAAACUUUACUUAACCUUUUAGGUUUUAGGUCUACUUCUUUAUUGUCAGAUUACACAAAGUUUGCACUUCGGAGAUUUUAUUGAAGAUGGUUGCUAUGGAGCAACCACCGGGGGACUCUGAUUUACAGCCCCAAGACCUCUCCUCCACCCGUAGCCUCCCUGCUGCCAUAGACCUGACCAGAAAAGGUGAGGAUUGCCUCGUAAAAGCCAACUCCAUGGAGGCCCUACAGGUAGUCAAGCCUCCAAGCUGGUACCCAGGCUCUGGGAGCAGCAAGGGACUCUCCUUCCCAGAAACUGACCCCAACCACAGGCUUCAACCAGGAGACCAGAUCCAGCCGAACGAUGCCUUCUCCAACACUACAGUCACCCUCUCCUAUGUAAGCAGGUCUCAUAUCUUUUCCACUCAUGACUCUCUCUCUCACCAUUCCUCUCUCUACGGCGUACCGUCAAUCAGCAAGUUCUCAACAAUGGAUGGCUACCUGCAGCAGAUGGACAGGCCUCUGGGCUUAGUGCCUCAGUCUGAAAUGUUUGACUCUAUGCCUCCAGCCCAGGUGAUGGCUGAGAAUGUGGCAGGGGUGUGUCUGAUGCAGCAGUGUCAUGAAAUCAACAGCAGUCGAGUUGCCAGUAAUGGAAGAGUGGAGAAAUACAAUCCUCAUCAGAGAGCGAGUUCAAUCGAACACAGUCUUUCUCAGGACGCAGACAACAAUGCAGGACUGCAGAAUGGCAGGAGUAGCAGCAGCAGCAGCUGGUCUAAUUCUGCAAUAUGUAUCGAUUCCUCUCCAGAGCCUCUCAUUACAGAUAUGGAGGAGGAAGGACAGAGGGCUGACUCAGAGGUUCUCUUUCUCAUCUCAUCUAGAACGGAGGAGCCUGUCCUCAUCCAGGACAGCAUGAGUCCCAGGGACCUGUGUUCUCAUAGUAGGGAGUAUAUCAGUCCUCUGGAGGACACGGUCUCUCCCUCUGUUACCUCACUGGAUGAUGUAGAGAAUGUGUUCAUUCUGCCUCAGGCCUCCUGCUCACCCAGCUUUGAAAAUGAUGGUGAGAAUGCACCAAUGUUAGAUACCAGCAAGGACUACCAGCAGCCAGGACAUAAAACCAAGGCAGAUUCAGAGCCUAUUGUUGACUUGACAAAAGACAAGAGCACUCUGCCAGAGGUUUUAGAAAAGAAACCAAAGGAGACGACUGCUUCUCACUUGAAUGGUAAUGCAAAGGCAGAGCAGAGGACUUUUGAGAGGAAAAAACUUCCCCCUCGCUCUGGCAGGGGAACUAGAUUAGAGGCCAUAGUGAUGAACAUAAACCCUAACUGGUAUAAAGUAUCCACUAAGAAACCCAAGGCCUCGAAGACCCAGCCUCCGACAAAUCCCCAGACUCAGAGCAGUCCAUCUAAAGCCGACGUUAACAAACAGACCUCAUCUGUAGGGAAGAAGAAAGUCCAGAAUAAAGCAGCAUCUAGCUCAGAGGGAGAGACUAAAGUAAAGGCAGCCGCAACGAAAGGCCGUAUGGAUAGCAUUAACAGGAACACAGACAGUUGUAAAGAGUCUACGUCAGAUUCUGAACACACCCGUUUUUCCAAAUAUCCACACAGCCACAGCACAUCUCCAAAAACCUGCAGCCCACCCUUUGCUCCAGACAAAGAUUCACAGAAGAAGUCGGCACACAGAGAGUCAGAUCCCGAGCCCUCCGAGGUGCAUGUACUGACUGUAUCACCGCCACUUAAAACAUCUCCAAAAAGCCCUGGGAAGCAUAAAGUGAAGACUGCAUGCAGGGAAGCAUCGUCUCCCACAGCCAAAACAGCGAAGGUGACCCCUGCUCCCAAGAAGAAACGGAAGAAACCCAGACUGGGCAAGUUUUCCUCUAUGUUCUCCCCUCAGGAGCCUGAGAUAAAACUGAAAUAUGUCAACUACAAGGAGGAGAAGAGGGAUAUGAGGAGGGACACAUUCUCUCCUUUCAUCCACAUGGGCCUUAAACCCUCCACCACCCCUGCCACCUGUACUGUCAUCAACUACCCUGAGGAGGAGAAGCCCAGGCAAAAGAAGGGUCAGGGGCCACAGCAGGCUGGAGGCUCAGGGUCUGGGGGUUUCAUCCCUGGGGCUGUACCCUCCACCUCCUGCCUCCAGCUGGGCCGCAUCUCCACCCAUAGCCAAUACCACAGCUCCCUGGUCUGCUGCCUCUGUAGAGGCUCUGCUAACGCUAUGGACCUGGGGGACCUCCACGGGCCCUACUACCCUGAGGGCUACAGACCCAGUGCUAAACCCCCUGCUAGGAUCCCAGGCCUCAAAGAAGAUGAGGAUUUCAGUGACUCUGACUCGUCCUGCAGCAUGAGAGGCCGGGGCAGAAAGUGUGCUCGGCCCCCGGGGGUCCCCUGGCCCCACAAACCAGGUCCACGGCUGAACCAGGAUGGCCUGCUGGGGAGGUGGACUAGCGACAGCGACCCUUCAGGCAGCCCUGCAACAAAGAGGGCCAGGAUUGAGAAUGGGGCUGGGGUUACAUCUGAGGCUGCAGUAGAGGACUGGUACAGCCCCCCUGUGGUGCCUCUAGACCAGUGUGAGUACUGGCUCCACGAGGACUGUAGCAUCUGGUCUGCAGGUGUAUUCCUGGUGAAGGGGAGGGUCUACGGUCUGGAAGAGGCGGUCAAGGUGGGUCAGGAGACGACAUGUUCUCGCUGCCAUAACCCCGGGUGCCACGUUGGGCUGCUUUUUCAAAGGAUGCCUCAACAAGUAUCACUACAGGUGUUCUCUACAGUCAGACUGUGUCCUCAAUGAAGAGAACUUCUCCAUGAAAUGCACCAAGCACAAGUACAAGUCAUUCAAAGGCCCUCCUGGGAACAGAAGAGAUGACAGGUGACACAACCAGGACACAGACUACACAUGGGUGUUCCGCAGGGUCUCUCCUAUGAGCCCGGUAACCAUGGCGACACUGGAACACUGUCCUCUGAUUUGAAAGCUGGCUUUCUACUCCUCCUGCUACUUGUCCUGUUGCCUUCAAGUGAUACGCUGCACAAACUAUGCAGAAGACCACGGCUGUCCUUAUGUCCUGUUACCUCUGUCCUUCUCAUGGGACUGUACAGGUUACGGAGGCUGCUAGAUGGGCCAAUGACUGAACUGAACAGAGGAGUUGGGUGCGGGGCCCAAAGCCAAGGUCACCAUUAGAAGACAUGCUAAGCACGUGCUAUUGCUUUGUAAUUAUUUAUUAGGAAAGAGGAUUCUUUUUUUAUUUGAAAUGUUGACAAUACAAUUGGAGAUAUUUAAUUUUGUAAAGAUUUGUAUGUGAUUUAUAUAUUGCUUAUUUAUUUUUUGGGAAUUUCGUUGCUUUUGUUUUUACUUUGCAAUUGACCUGGAGGUGUGUGUGUUAUUGAAGGCUGGUUGGGUCGUGUUAUUUGACGGGUCAAAGAGGGUUAUUUAACCUGUGUGUGUUUGACACGCAACAACCCGAACAGACUUCCAUAGUUUGUGUGUCUUAAGUUAUUAGUAAGAACCAAUGCUAAAGAUUCCACUUGGUAGAGGAAGUGUUGGUCGAAUAGGGGUGGUGUGCAGAAUAGUCUAGUAUUUAGAUCAACCCCAAGUUUCUCUACAGAACCAUUUCUGACUACAAUACAGGUACUUGAUAAUAUCUAUUCAUAAAGACCAUACUUUGCUACAAGACUCAGUUGACAGGUUUAUUCUUAUGUGAUGAUAAUAAUACCGGAUUCAUCUGAUUUUAAUUCUGAUUUACAGUGGGCGGGAGUUGGCAAGGUGUGCAUUUCAACUGAUUUUACUUGCACUAUGUUUUGUCUGCCCAUUUGUGUAGUGGAUAUGAAGACUUGAGGGAACUGUAGCUUGUGUGCAUUGUUCAUUCAUCCUGUGACUACUUCCUCUAAAGAGGAUGGAAGUUGCUGAAAGCACUUUGGAGAGGCACUUGCCGUGGCUGCAGUAUUAUCUCCAAAGCAGACUCACCCUGGCCUGUAGCAUCUAAUUCAGGCACUGCCCCACAUGGUUGUUGGUAUCUUCAGUAGAGAGAACUUGUUCAUCUGUUUUCAUUCCAUUGACACCAUUCCUGUAUUUAUCUCACUGACACAGCUGUCUGAGACUGAAGUGAUUGGUCCACACCUUCAUUACCGGUCAUCUGCUCUUGGCGUUCCUCUUCUGUUUUUUUACUGAGACUAAACAAAUUAUUUUUCUUCUAGAAUUACAUUUACAACGAUAAUGCAAGCCAAUACUACCAAUACCUUACACAUGCAUUAUUUGUUUGAACAAGGGCACAUGAUGUAAACUGACUUGAUUUUAGAUGACCUCUGUCUGUAGAAUUCCCACAAGUAUAGGCAGAAGCUCUACAAUCAGUAGUUUCUAACCGUCGACCACAUUUUGGGCUUUACAUCAACCUUUACCAGGUAGCUGUUGAUUUGGUCAGAAUGGUCAUCUUUAACAUUCUCCAUUCGCCUGUCUGAAGUCAAACUCUCAGCUGAACUCUCCUAAAGCCUUAUCACUGCUAGUAGACCUCUAGAUUGUCCUACUCAUCUUCACCAGCUUUGUUGCAAAGAAAUCAGUGGGUGUCCAGUACAUUGCCUUCUGUUGGACAUCCACACAGCUAACCAGGGCAGCUCGAAUGCUGCUGCAGAUGUAAACCAAGCAGGUCUGAUAGACUGUAUAUUUAGAGAUGUCACUGUGGUUGGUUAAUGUAGGUUGUGCUGCCUGGCAGUUAGUUUCUAUGUGUACUUUUCCAUAGUGACAGUAGAGGCAGUGCUGUUCUGAGACCAGUGAAGUCUGUACAGGGAGACCGAACAGCAGUGACGGUGAAUGUUACAGCAGGUCGCUCCCCGGGUGAGGAUUCCUCACACAGCAGGAGAUACACGUGUGUGUCUGUACCAAUAUCCACAUUAGUAUAGCACCUAGAAUGAAGCAAUGUAUUGGGCAUGAAUUCUAAGUGGUAUGGCUUUUGGAAUGUAGCUAGCUACACAUAACCUCUUCUUACCUCCACAUCUGGUUAUAUUGUGCCAUCUGUCAUUUUUGUUUAUUGUUUUGUAUGUGCUGCAGUGAAACAGAUUUUGUCAAAUACUUUGCAAAAUGAGCGCCAAACGCUCUGCUGUUCCUUAUUGUCACAGCUGCUUUAUUUAAUCAAACUGAUGCAUUGUACCAGAUAGGGCAUUUGGAUUGUUAUUUUCAUGGUUGUAAAAUGGGUUUGGUUUGUAAUAUUGUUUUCAUGUCUAAAUCUCAGGGCUGGGUCUCAAUUAUUCAAAUGGUUUUUGUUUUGACCUAUGAAAUGUUAUCACACAUUGACUGGAGCAAUGCUAACAGUAGCAGGAUAUUGAUCAUCACAGCAGAGUAUGUGUUGGCUACUAUAACCUUUUCUUUACAGUCUACUGGUUAAACCUGUUCUUGAUUCAGUUGUAUUAUGGGUAACAUUUGACAAGGCUGCCAAUGUCACUUCUCUUUCCCUCUUUAUUUUAAGGUGACUUUACAGGUGUUAUUUUGUACUGUGUGGGUUUACCCCUGGCUAACAGAGGUCGAUGUAACUGUAAAAUAAAUAUUUUGUUGCACCCCU